Lycium ferocissimum is the source of this 1546-nucleotide messenger RNA. Its product is annotated as F-box/kelch-repeat protein At3g06240-like. NCBI's taxonomy places the organism in Eukaryota, Viridiplantae, Streptophyta, Magnoliopsida, Solanales, Solanaceae. Bases 1 to 1071 code for a protein of 356 amino acids. The record is from RefSeq and is a predicted model, not a curated record. The transcript has a single exon.
AUGCAUCUCAACCGAAAACAAGAUGAUCACAUUCUGGUUCGACAUUUCUCUAAAAAUCCUGAAAAAGAAAUAUAUAGUUUAUUCUCUGACAAUGAGAAUUUGAAUCAGUAUGCCCACUUUGAUUUGCCAUUUAACUGCAGUUGCUAUUUCUUUAAUAUUGUGGGUACUUGUAAUGGGAUUUUGUGUCUUAACGAUGAGAUGUGCUUGUGGAGUGCUUUCUAUCUUUGGAACCCAUCCAUCAGAAAAUCGGUUGAACUCCCAAAUCCUAUAUUUAGGCUAGACGGUGACUUGGAUCAAACACUGGGGUUUGGAUUCGAUACUGUUGCGAACGACUACAAGGUGGUAAGAAUAUCAAGAACUUGUUUUGGUACGCCACCUGUUGUUGAGCUUUAUAAGUUAAGCACCGGUGUUUGGAAUGACAUCAGUUAUGUCGCCCCGUCUCAUGUAAUCUUUCACAUUGCACCACAUGUGUAUCUGAAUGGAGCUUCCCACUGGGUUGCUUCCAAGUGGGAAGAAGGAUCAACUCCGACUAUGAUUGUUUCGUUUGAUAUGCAUGAUGAGACAUUCUCGGUGAUAAUAUUGCCUAAUAGUUUAGUUAGUGAGGUACAACAACAUAAUGAUAGAACAAACCUUGUUGUGUUAGACGAGUCACUUUGUUUGGUUAGUUAUAACAAAGACAAAACAAUUGAUAUUUGGAUGAUGAAAGAGUAUGGUGAAGCAGAAUCAUGGGUGAAACAUUACAACAUUACUUCUCGUCACAUUCCAUAUGAGCCUGAGGUUAAUCAUUACUUGAUAAAGCCAAUGGCUACAAGGAGAAAUGGUGAAAUGUUGUGGACAGAGAGCGAUGGACUAUUGUUGUCAGUUGAUCAUGCAGAUGAAAAGAUAAAAUAUCUUGCCAUUCGUGACUCUAUACAUACCAAUCACGUGUUUCACGAUUCACUUUAUGUUAAUUCUUACAAAGAGAGUCUUGUUUUACUUGAUAAAUGGAGAGAUUAUUAUGCUGAAGAUGCCUGUGGAGAGUCAUACGAUUCACGGAAGCCAAAGCCAAUGACGGGAGAAAUAAGUUGUUAAAGACAAACGCCAAAAAGAGACUACGGAUUACAUUUCUCUUGCACAUCAGUGGAUUGCUGUAUGUGUCAAAUAUGAAAGGAAAAUGACUGCAGAAAAAGACAGGAAAAAAAAAGGCAAGUCAAAAGACAUUCAUUGGCUUUUUAUUGCCAUUAACUAUGUUGCACCUGAUUUACAGCCUGUGGCUAUAUUGUAGCUUUUGGUAAAUGCAGGAAAAAGUUAUUGGAAAUGAUUACUUGAGUUUUGCGAAUUCUGUAUAAGAAACAAACCACAAAUCUGCAAAAAUUUCUUUCUGCAAAUUAUUCUUUUCAGUCAUUUAGUUCAGUAUGUUUUUGGUUAAAGUUUAAAUGCUGAUUCCUUAUACAUAUGACAACUUGUUCUUGUUAAUCUUAUCAAUUCCAUGCAAACAUGACCAUGCAUUGUUGGGUUCAGGCUCACGCUGUAGAUCUUCUUUGAGGUAUCGGAAGGUCAAAGUUUC